Hyalella azteca is the source of this 624-nucleotide messenger RNA. Its product is annotated as allatostatin-A receptor-like. Gene Ontology annotation, biological process: G protein-coupled receptor signaling pathway. The transcript is spliced from 4 exons. Lineage: Eukaryota; Metazoa; Arthropoda; Malacostraca; Amphipoda; Hyalellidae. Gene Ontology annotation, molecular function: G protein-coupled receptor activity. Gene Ontology annotation, cellular component: membrane. The record is from RefSeq and is a predicted model, not a curated record. The coding region runs from base 1 to 624 and encodes 207 amino acids.
AUGAGUCUGGGAUUGCGUCAGCAACAAAUUCGAACGACAGCAUCGUCGGUUCUUGUGUUGAAUCUUGCCAUUGCUGACUUGUUCUACAGCGUCUUGUGUCUGCCUUUUAUUUUCACAAUAUACCUCAUCAUAUUCCGAUCAGAUCUGGAUCUCGAAGCUCCUCUAGCACAUGGAUUUGAGAACAAGUGUCAAUUUUCAGCUUUCUUCCGCUACACAACCUGCAUUUCCGAGUGGACCACCAUCGGGCUAAUGGCUCUCGAAAAAAGUAACCGUUUUCUUCCCUUUAGGUUCAUCACGAUCAGUCGAUAUGCUCGCUGGCAGAAAGGCGGCUACCGCUGGUUCACUCCCAAAAAGUCUGCGUGUUACUGCCUCUUGAUAUGGAUUCUGAGCAUUUGCAUGCAGAUGCCCACGCUCCUCGAGGUUGGUGCGUUUUUUGGCAAGUUUGGCUACAACGUAGACACAAUUAAGUGCGACUUCGUCAGCUCCGAAGGUCAAAGUUUCGGGAUGCGUGAUUUCUUCUUUCUGAUGGAGGCGCCCAUUCCGUGCGCUCUAAUCCUAGUGGGCUACAUCGCCAUCAUUGUGCGCAUCAAAAGCAGUACUCGGUUCAUGAAAAAAUUUGGGUGA